Messenger RNA from Arabidopsis lyrata subsp. lyrata, 1892 nucleotides. RefSeq names its product probable disease resistance protein RPP1. The transcript is spliced from 2 exons. Gene Ontology annotation, molecular function: ADP binding. The coding region runs from base 55 to 1110 and encodes 351 amino acids. Gene Ontology annotation, biological process: defense response; signal transduction. The record is from RefSeq and is a predicted model, not a curated record. Lineage: Eukaryota; Viridiplantae; Streptophyta; Magnoliopsida; Brassicales; Brassicaceae.
UUUUUCUCUACAUAUUUCUCUAGAAAGCUCCAUGAUACUCUCCACCAUACACAAAUGGAUUCUUCAUUUUUUCUUACCAUUGUUAUAGCUGCAAUAUGCUUCUUCGUGAUUUUAAGAAAAUUUAGAUCCGAACAAGAAAACAAAGAAAUCAAUUCUCCUUCUUUAUCACCUCCAUCUUCUUUGUCUUACAAGUGGAAACACGACGUCUUUCCAAGCUUCCGUGGUGUAGAUGUCCGUCGGGACUUUCUCAGUCAUAUUCAGAAGGAGUUCCAAAGAAAGGGAAUCACACCGUUCAUCGAUAAUGAGAUCAAGAGAGGAGAAUCCAUUGGUCCUGAACUUAUACAUGCCAUUAGAGGAUCUAAGAUCGCGAUCAUCUUGCUCUCGAGGAACUACGCUUCUUCAAAGUGGUGUCUUGACGAAUUGGUGGAGAUUAUGAAGUGUAGAGAAGAGUUAGGUCAAAGUGUGAUGGUCAUUUUCUAUAAAGUAGAUCCAUAUGAUGUAAAGACGCUGGCCGGAGAAUUUGGCAAGGUUUUCAGCAAAACUUGUGCGGGUAACACUAAGGAGGACAUUAAGAGAUGGAGACAAGCUUUAGGAAAAGUGGCCACAAUUGCGGGUUACCAUUCAAGCAAUUGGGAUAAUGAAGCGGCCAUGAUCGAAAGACUCGCCAUUGAUGUUUCCAAUGAGCUGAUUAGUUCUGCGCCAUCUAGUGAUUUUGACGGUUUUGUUGGAAUGAAAGCUCAUUUGGAAAAUAUAGAACCAUUCUUACGCCUAGACUCGGAUGAAGUCAAAAUGAUAGGGAUUUGUGGUCCUUCUGGAAUUGGUAAGAGCACCAUUGCCAGAUUUAUAUUUAGUAAAUACUCUCAUGAGUUCGAGCUAAGUGUCUUCAUGGAAAAUAUCAAAAGACGUUAUCCAAGACCUUGUUACGAUGAGUACAGUAUGAAACUGCAAUUACAAAAGGAGUUUUUGUCUCAAAUAAUGAACCAGGAGGAUAUCAAGAUUCAUCAUUUAGGAGUUGCAAAAGAUAGGUUAAAAUACAAGAGAGUGCUUGUUGUUCUUGAUGAUGUGGAUCAGUUGGUGCAACUAGAUGCAGUGGCACAAGAAACUGGGUAGUUUGGUCCUGGAAGUCGGAUUAUCAUCACAACACAAGAUAAAAGGCUUUUGAAUGCACAUGGGAUUAACCAUAUUUAUGAGGUGGGUUACUCACCUGAAGAAGAGGCUCUUCAAAUCUUCUGCAUGUAUGCUUUUGGUCAAAUGUCUCCAUAUGAUGGUUUUGAGAAUCUUGCUUGGGAAGUUACAAAACUUUCGGGUAAACUCCCUUUGGGACUAAGGGUAAUGGGAUCUUAUUUCAGAGGAAUGUCUAAGCAUGAGUGGGAAAAGGAACUACCAAGGUUAAGGACUAGACUUGAUGGAAAAAUUGAAAGCAUUUUAAAGUUUAGUUAUGAUGCCUUACGGGAAGAAGAUAAAGAUUUAGUUCUUUGUAUAGCCUGGUUUAUUAACAAUGAAUGGAUUGAGAAAGUGGAAGAGCAUCUCCCAAAGAAUUUCGUUGAGGUGAGCCAAGGUCUUCACGUCUUAGCCGAGAAAUCUCUCAUGUCUAUCAGCUUCGGAUAUAUAUGGAUGCAUAAUUUGGUAGCACGUUUGGGUAGAAAGAUUGUUCGUAAAGAAUCCAUUCAUGAACCCGGGCACGUUUUGGUUGAUGUUGGAGAGACAUGCCAAGUUUUGAAUAAUGGUACAAUGGUAAGUUUUCACAUUAGUCAUUCACCGAGUUUUCCUCUACAAAAUUUGAUUAAAACAAAUUUUACUUAUGUGUCUUAUGCUUUUUCUUGGUUGAAAAGUUUGAUAUUGAAAUUGAAGAAGAAAUAAUGAUAUAUAUAUAUAUACUCCUUUUUGGGGCU